Molecule: messenger RNA, 1371 nt
Organism: Penicillium coprophilum
Lineage: Eukaryota; Fungi; Ascomycota; Eurotiomycetes; Eurotiales; Aspergillaceae
Product: IQ calmodulin-binding motif protein
Exons: 5
Coding region: 1-1371 (456 amino acids)
Molecular function (GO): protein binding
Source: RefSeq, a predicted model, not a curated record
AUGACCAAAACUCCAGAAACCUCCGCUCUCUUCCAUGACGUCAUCGAGGAACGCGCCGCGCGAACGAUUCAGAGGGUAUAUCGUGGCUAUCGAACGCGACGAGAGCUGCGUGGUCUCGGUCUGACUGCUUCCACUCGAUGGGUUGAGGCCUUUCAAGAAGCUCAGUGGCACCAGCUCCAUCAACCACUCGAACCUCACGUGGCACCCGAAAAUGGUGGCUCCAACCAAGCUCGUCGAAACUGGCAGCGAGCGGUAAGUGUCGCUCGGCGCGUUGGCGGCGACGAUUGUGCUUCCGAAGUUUCCUCUCCCACAGGAAAUCGAGAAGAUGAUACGGAGAUUGCAUCAGGGGCUAUUGCAAAGACCAUGGACCUUCAAUACUUUCUCGAGAUGGUUGAUCUCAAACAUCGACACGGAAGUAAUCUGCGCUUAUAUCACACCUAUUGGCGAAAUUCAUCAUCUAGGGAAAACUUCUUCUAUUGGUUGGACUAUGGCGAUGGAAAAACUGUUGAAAUUCCAAAAUGCUCACGAGAGCGACUUGAGAAAGAACAAGUCCGCUACCUCACUCGCGAGGAACGUUUGAAUUACAUGGUGACGGUAGACGAGACUGGCCUCUUCCGGUGGGUCAAAAACAAUGAGCCAGUAUGGACAACUACCGCACAUUUCAAAGAUAGUCUCCAGGGUAUUGUGGGAAUUGAGGAUGAUGUGCCUGAAUUCAGUGGAAACUCCACAACCCUACAGUCAGAUUCCACCUCGGAGUUAGCGCCAUCGCCGUCAACAUGGGCACCAGCUUCGUCGUUGUCAUCCUCGUCAUCAUCAUCAUCAUCAUCAUCAUUAUCAGCGUUAGAAUCUACAGGACAGAGCCUUGACAGCGCCAUCUCGAAUCAAGACCCAGCAUUGGUCGCGGAUGAGGCGUACAAAGCUACAAAGAUGAUGAAAAAGGUGAUGCACGCAAGCCCCACCGCUGCGUUUAAGCGAAUUUUGGGCAAGUCCCCAGAUAAAGAAGAUAUGUGGUUAUUUGUUGCAGAUACUUCUUUUCGUUUGUACAUUGGCAUAAAGAAAUCAGGUGCCUUUCAGCAUUCAUCCUUUCUUCGCGGGGCCCGUAUCGCAGCAGCUGGAAUGAUUAAGAUCAAACACGGCCAGCUUCGAAGCCUGGCACCACUUAGUGGUCAUUAUCGCCCCCCAGCUGCCAAUUUUCGGGCAUUCCAUCACGCCCUACAGCAACAAGGUGUUGACAUGUCCCAUGUUUCAAUGAGCAAGUCUUAUAUCAUGCUUGCUGGGAUUGAAGGCUACACUAAAACGAAACGCAAGGCACGUGCCGUACAUGAGAAGCUUGACAAUUCCAAGCAAAAGUUUCAUGGAUCCGAAGAAUGA